AUGGCAGAUUUAUUUAUUCAAUUGAACGAUUUGCCUGAUGAAAUUCUUAUUUAUAUAUUUAAAAAGUUGACCAAUCUUGAAGUGCUUUAUUCAUUAUUCGGUGUUAGUAAACGAUUAAAUAGAAUAGUAUAUGAUUCUAUUGUUACAAAUUGUUUGACCUUACCAAGAUCUGUAUCGAAUGAUUAUAUUUAUCCACUAUCGAAUCGAAUACUUGAUCGAUUUUGUUUACAUAUAUUACCUGAAAUUCAUGAUAAAAUAAAAUGGAUUAAUCUUGAAUCAUGUUCAAUCGAACGUAUCCUUCGCGCUACAAAUUAUCCAAAUUUAAACGCACUAGGUUUAUAUAAUAUUCGACAAUAA
This is a messenger RNA of Rotaria sp. Silwood2, 357 nucleotides long. NCBI's taxonomy places the organism in Eukaryota, Metazoa, Rotifera, Eurotatoria, Philodinida, Philodinidae. The record is from the annotation of a GenBank genome assembly.